Messenger RNA from Drosophila erecta, 2340 nucleotides. RefSeq names its product 2',5'-phosphodiesterase 12. Gene Ontology annotation, molecular function: 3'-5'-RNA exonuclease activity. Gene Ontology annotation, cellular component: mitochondrion. Bases 229 to 2067 code for a protein of 612 amino acids. Gene Ontology annotation, biological process: nuclear-transcribed mRNA catabolic process, deadenylation-dependent decay. The transcript has 2 exons. NCBI's taxonomy places the organism in Eukaryota, Metazoa, Arthropoda, Insecta, Diptera, Drosophilidae. The record is from RefSeq and is a predicted model, not a curated record.
UGUGAAUGCCAAACAGCUGAUCACAGCGUGGCAGAGCGAAAAAGUGAAAAACUCUCUUAGUUUUAUCGAAAUUUCUGUGUUGUUUUGGUGCACGACGCCUGCUCGCCGCUGCUAAAAGGUGUAAAACUACUGUAAAUUGACUAAUUCUGCAAGCAAAUCUGCACAAAUAAAUCGGCGAAAAACCAGUCAACUUCUUCGACAGCGAUCUUCACUCGACUUGCAACAUUGAUGGGUUUUACCAAAGGUGCAAAAAGUCUGGCUGUUUCCUUGGUAAAAAACGUAGUCGGCAAUUCUCAAAGACUGCUCGAAUAUAAAACUCAGACUAGAGUCUCGCUGUUGUCCAGAUUUCAUUCAACUUGCGCUGGUAAAAUGGAGAAGGUGUAUCUCAGAAACGCGAGUGAUAGCCAGGAAUUGGACAUUGUGUUUCGCUUUGUGAAUGCGAAUUUGAAGAUGAACCGGGAGUUCAAUUUCCGUCGCCAAAUGACCGAGCCCAUCCAGGCGAUUUUGGCCCGGAUUCAGAGUAAUAUUCAAGGCAGGCUGGCAAAGUCGUGCAAGAAAUCGAAAACCAAACCACCUGCUGAAAUCAAUGUGAAGCUACUGAGUGACGAAUAUGAUGACAAACUGAAUGAACUGACAUUUGCCGAUCUAUUCACCCGGGAGGAUGUGAGCAACGUAAAACUGCAGGUGCUAGAUACAGUCUACGAUCUGGUGUUCAAUCCACCAUGGAUUUCAGCCCUUAAAUUGCCCUCGUGCGUUUUGGCGGGAUUCGUGACUUACCCGACCAAUGUUCAGAUACAAUUCGGAGAGCGCCAGUUCAGCAAGGGAGUUUGGUCCAAGGCCAAGAGCCCCACAGACGACGAUUGGGAGGUGUGCGGAGAAGGAUUUCAGUAUCUGGUGGCGCCUGCGGAUGUUGGUUACCAUUUGAAGUUCGAGAUAACGCCCGGAAAUGCGCAGGGAAUGGCUGGUCCUGUGGUGGAGAAGAUAUCCAGCUCUGCGGUGCAGGAAUCUCCCGGAUUUUGUCCGUUCCAAGAUCGCCACAGGCACACCCCGAACUUUUUGGGCGAACCCAAUGAGAUUCGGGUGGUGUCCUACAAUCUGUUGGCCGAUUUAUAUGCCAGUAGUGACUAUGCCGGCAGCACUCUGUUUUCCUAUUGCCCGGCGAAAUAUCUGCAAAUAGACUAUAGGAAGCCACUGUUCAUCAACGAGAUCAUCGGUUACAACUCCGAUAUUCUCUGCCUGCAGGAGGUCGAUCAGCGGAUAUUUGAUUUUGAUCUAAAGGAAAUCCUGGAACAACCUCCUUAUAACUAUCGCGGCAUAAUGGCCCCAAAGGGCAAAUGUGCGGAGGGAGUGGCCAUUUUCUACCGAAACUCACGCUUUGACCUCUUGGACACCCAGGUUCUGCAUUUGGGAUCCAAUAUUCCCGUACUGCCCGUUUUCGAAAGCCUUUGGAACAAGAUCAAAGUGAACGCACAAUUAGCAGAACGAAUUUGUGAUCGGUCCACCACUCUGCAGACUUGUUUGCUGAGGAUCAAGGGUACCGAUAACUACGUUCUGGUGGCCAAUACUCAUUUAUAUUUCCAUCCGGAUGCUGAUCACAUUCGACUGCUGCAAAUGGGAUUUUCCAUGCUAUUUGUAGAGCACUCAAUUAGCAAAGCUUUAAAGGACUUUAAUAUUAGUAGCCCCACAAACAUUGGACUGAUAUUUUGCGGCGAUUUUAAUAGCGUUCCCGAGUGUGGUAUCUACAAGUUAAUGACGCAGCAGCUUGCCGAUAAUUCUCUGGAGGAUUGGCGAAGUAAUGCCGAGCAGGCUGUUUCGAAUGUGGAGCUCUCACAGCCGUUCAAAAUGGGCUCCGCUUAUGGGGCACCGGCGUAUACCCACUACACCACCCUGUUUUCGGGUUGCUUGGACUAUGUAUUCUACCAGAGCGAUCGCUUCGAAAUGCUGAAGGUGGUUCCACUGCCCACAGAGGAGGAGUUGAAGGCCAACUCUGCGAUACCAUCGGCUGUUUUUCCAUCCGAUCACGUUGCUCUUGUGGCCGAUCUUAAGUUUAAGUCAAAUGCCCCAUGAAUUUGGGGCAUGUAUACGCCAUUUAGAAUAUCUCGGGGAUUUCUCAGCACGCCAAAUACUAUGCUUAAAUGUAAUGUAAUACGAUAUUACGAUAUUUACCUUUUAAAUAUACGUUUGAAAUACUUUUUCUAUAUUUAUCCAACGAAUCAUCGCAUAUUAACAAGUAUCUAUCAUUCCUUAUAAGCCUUGCGAAAGAAACAAAUAACCGCGUAGAUUUAAACGAAAGUAAAACAAGGAAAAUAAACCGAAAUAAAUUGCGGAAUGAAGUGACAA